Messenger RNA from Diplodia corticola, 402 nucleotides. RefSeq lists its product as uncharacterized. The record is from RefSeq and is a predicted model, not a curated record. Lineage: Eukaryota; Fungi; Ascomycota; Dothideomycetes; Botryosphaeriales; Botryosphaeriaceae. The transcript is spliced from 2 exons. Bases 1 to 402 code for a protein of 133 amino acids.
AUGCCCGCCACCGACCGCGAGAUCCUGCGCGCCUACCGCCACCUCUACUCCUGGGGUCUCCGCGCCGUGCAGUACUCGAAGCCCGCCCGCUUCACCCUUCGCGACCGGCUGCGACGCAUCUUCCGCACAAACGACCGCGCCGCUUUCGACCAGCGCCGCAUUGACAACACCCUGGAAUUCCUCCGCGGCGCAACACGAGAGAGGGGUCUUGAGCAUCGCCUCGUCAAGCGCUUGAUCCAUGUGUGGUGGCUCGAGGAUUGCUGGAAAAGCAACACCCGAUACUUGAACACCUGGAAAUCCGGCAGAAGGAGGGAUGAGAUCAGGAUUGCGAGGACGCUCUAUGACCCUUUUAACCACAAAAUACGCAUGUUGAACGAGACCAUGGGUAUGUGCAUCCAGUAG